UCUCUCUUCGACAAUAAAAUCUCACCCGUCAUUGAUUGUUUGCACUGGCCCGAGAUGCUAUACUUGCAGAACGACUCACUCGCUGGUUCUACUGCUCUGAGCUUAUCUUGAUCCAGCAUUGCUUGAUCAGCUCGCAGGAGGGAUUCCUAGCGAACAACAGUAACCUUACCGGGCCUAUUCCCUCUUCUGCUCUCUUGUUUCUCCAGCAUCUUGGUGAGAGUGAGACUUCAAUUUCCUGAACAUGUUUACGCCAUCACUUCAAAUCAAUUCCAUCUUCUCGUUAUUCGGCCUUACGGCGUGCCUGAUGAGAGAAAAUGAGAGCGACAGACUUGCCCUGCUAAAAUUCAAGUCCCUGAUAAGGGAGGACCCGCUGGGGUUGCUCGAUUCUUGGAAUGACACCGUUCACUUUUGUGAGUGGCAUGGGAUCACUUGCAACCCAAGCCAUGGGAGGGUCACUGUUCUCAAUCUGCAGUCUUUCAAGCUCUCUGGUUCUAUUUCACCGCAUAUUGGGAAUCUGAGCUUCCUAAUGGAGAUUAACCUUACAGCUAACAAGUUUACUGGUGAAAUCCCAGCUGGAAUAGGGCAUCUUUCGAGGCUGGAGACGUUAGCACUGAGCAGCAACUCAUUGCAGGGUGUGAUCCCUUCCAACUUAUGUAACUGCUCGGCUCUCACUGUCCUUCGGCUUGCUAAUAAUAAUCUUGCCGGAGAGAUCCCGUCAGAGUUGGGCACAUUAGCGAAGCUUGAGGUGCUCUCUAUACACAAAAACUACCUAACUGGUGAGAUCCCAUCUUCAAUCGGCAAUUUGUCAUCUCUUGAGACAAUAUCUGCAGCUAUAAAUCAUCUAUGCGGGAGCAUCCCCAGAUCCCUUGGUCAGCUCAAGAGCCUUCACAUACUUGCAGUUGGUGCAAACAACUUGUCCGGUACGCUUCCUCCAUCGAUUUUCAAUGUAUCCACUCUGACCGUCAUUGAUUUCACAGAAAACCAUAGCAUACAUGGAAGUCUUCCUAUUGACCUGUUCGAGACACUCCCAAAUCUACGCGACAUUGGUCUUGGCGCUAAUCUUAUUUCAGGACCAAUUCCAGUCUCGAUAUCAAAUGCAUCAAACUUGGCAAGAUUUUGGGCCUCGGAUAAUGAGCUCUAUGGGACAGUUCCUUCGUUAGCAAAGUUGUCUAAGCUCCGUGGUUUACUGAUCAGAAACAACAACUUAGGAACCGGGGAAGUCGAUGAUUUAGAUUUCCUCUCUUCCUUGGUCAAUGCUUCAGGACUGUUUAGAGUCGAAAUAGGUGGCAAUAACUUUAGAGGAAGAUUGCCUGUAAGUAUCAGCAACUUUUCAACUAGUCUUGGUCAUCUUGAUCUGGAAUACAAUGGCAUAUCCGGAAAUAUUCCCUCCGGCAUUGGUAAUCUUAUCAAUUUGCAAUACCUCAACCUGAGGAGCAACAAUAUUUCGGGUAUAAUCCCCUCAAGCAUUGGAAAGCUUCAAAAGCUCGUGAAACUGUACCUCAGUGGCAAUCAAUUGACUGGGGAACUCAUACCCUCCAUCGGAAACUUGACACGGAUAACCGAUUUGAUGCUCAGUAGCAACUCCUUGCAGGGGGGAAUUCCAUCAAGUCUAGGCUUGCUGCAAGCUGUAAAUAUUCUCUCUCUUUCUUCUAACAGCCUUAUUGGUUCCAUACCCACUGAAAUUUUCAGGCUUUCAUCAUUGUCGAUUUUCUUGGGCCUUUCACGAAAUAAUUUGGUAGGUUUCCUGCCCGCGGAGGUUGGAAAUUUGAAGAAUUUAGGAGCACUGGAUGUCUCAGAAAAUAUGUUAUCCGGUGAUAUUCCAGGCACUCUCGGAGCUUGUAUAAGCUUGGAACAGCUCCAUAUGGAGGGAAAUAAUUUCCAAGGGUCCAUUCCGUCAACUUUAAGUUCCUUGAAGAGUCUGCAGCGGUUGGAUCUUUCUCGGAACAAUCUCUCUGGAGAAAUUCCAAGAUUCUUGGAGGGCCUGGACAUGCUUCAGAUGCUGAAUCUGUCCUAUAAUAAUUUUGAGGGUGUGGUACCAAGCGAUGGGGUCUUCAACAAUGCAAGCGUGACUUUUGUCACAGGGAAUGACAAGCUGUGCGGGGGAUCAGCUCAGCUGCAUCUUCCGGGAUGCCCAUGCCAGAAGCGAAAACCGAAUCUGGCCCUAAAACUGGUUAUCUCAAUCAUUUCUGCCCUCUUUGGAGUGUCGCUUUUGGCUCUCUUUCUUUUCCUAUGCCUGUUUAAGAGGAAAAGGAGAGAACUUUCAUCAAUCAGCUCGGCUAAUCAGUCCCUAUUAGCUCUGUCAUAUCGUAGCCUCGUAAAAGCCACAGAUGGAUUCUUCGAAACAAAUUUGAUUGGUGUCGGGGCGUUUGGCUCUGUGUAUAGAGGAGUUAUUACUGAAGAAGAAGGCAAAACCAUUAUUGCAGUCAAGGUGCUUAACCUGUUGAAGAGAGAAGCAGAGAAGAGCUUCUUAGCCGAGUGUGAGGCUUUGAGAAACAUCAGACAUCGUAACCUCGUCAAGGUUCUUACAGCAUGUCCCAGCAUUGAUAGCAAAGGCAACGAUUUCAAGGCCCUCGUAUAUGAAUUCAUGCCGAAUGGAAGCCUAGAGGAUUGGAUACAUCCAAAUCUCGAAGAAGGAGGACGAGAGGGGGGACAUGGAACACUCAGGGACCUAAGUCUACUCCAGAGGAUGAACAUAGCAAUUGAUGUUGCUUGCGCUCUGGAGUAUCUCCAUCAUCACUGUGAAAACCCUGUUGUUCACUGUGAUUUGAAGCCGAGCAACAUCCUUCUUGAUGUGGAAAUGGUUGCUCAUGUGGGUGAUUUUGGCUUGGCCAGAUUCAUUCCACAAGCCAACAAUCCACGGUAUACUAGUCAGUUGAGUUCAAUGGGGAUCAGAGGCUCAACUGGUUAUGUUGCUCCAGAAUAUGGUAUGGGAAGUGAAACUUCUACAGUAGGCGAUGUUUACAGCUUCGGCAUUCUCCUGUUGGAGCUCUUCACUGGGAAAAGACCCAUCGAUGAGAUGUUCAAUGAAUGUCUGAACCUCCAUAACUUUGCAAAGAAAGCUUUAUCCGGUCAUCUUGAAGAGACCGUAGACCCAUGCUACUCGAGGAAGGUGAACAUAUUGAUUUGACAAUGAAGAAGAAUGACCAAGAUCCGACCUAUAACAGAAGAAGCAGAGUUAAGGAGUGUUUGGCUUCAGUGUUUCAUGUUGGAGUAGCUUGUUCAAAUGAACAACCGAGGGAACGACUGGGCAUUGCCGAUGCUGUGACUGAGCUAUGCUCAAUCAGAAAUAAACUCAUUGAAUAAGAGUUUCAAGGUCUUGGCACUGAUGUCGUCUCGUGAGUUGACUUCCUCAAGUGAUGCCCCAAGAUCAUCGACCAUGACAGCAAGUGAUAGUUCUCAGGGAGUUGAAGUACCAUGAGAAAUUUUGCUGUUCUUCUUUUUCUCCUUCGGGUAUGAGACAUAAUGUUGAAAGAUAAAUGUGACUGAGAUUUUCCUUCUUGCCCGGUGAAAA
Messenger RNA from Punica granatum (pomegranate), 3511 nucleotides. The record is from RefSeq and is a predicted model, not a curated record. Lineage: Eukaryota; Viridiplantae; Streptophyta; Magnoliopsida; Myrtales; Lythraceae.